CUCUUUGACAACCGUUACCGAGGCAACGGAUCCACCACGUCCCUCGUCAUAGGCACCGUACCUGGCUUCCUAACAAUCCGAUGCUUUUCUUCCUUGGUCGACAGCAUUGGAGCAGCGCCGAAAUUUUAGAUUUCUGGAAUGAACUCUGUAAUUAUAGCUGGUUUCUUAGCGUAUAAGAUCUGUAGAGACAUGGCUGUGACAAUACAUGUUGCGGAGAUUCAGUAUGAUUUGGGAAAUACAGAUAAAUUAUAGUAUUAGGUAUACCUAGUAUCACGCGCCAUAUUGCGGAAUUUCAUUGGAACUAAAUUUUUCAUACUAAACUGAACUGUCACCCUAUACAUGAGAAUAACAGCGCCCUCCUGACAAUGAUCAUGUAUUUCUGGUCGGGCUUUACAUUAAUGAUGAUUUACAAAUAUCUGCCGUUUCGCAAGAUAGUAAGUGUUACCAACCUUAAAAUAGUUAGCUGCUGGAAGCCCCCAUCUCUUUGAGCAUCCUUGACAUAAACUAUCAUCUUUUAAGAAUCUUCUUAUUCUUUUAAAAUAUGGCCUCUAUGGGCUGCACACUUCCACGAUAGUUCACUGCAUAAUAAGCUAUCAAUAUUACACUUUAAACAAGAUUAAUGAGCAAAACACAAAAAUAUAUUCUCGAGAUGUCUUCGCCAUCUUGAAUCUCGACGACCCCAUCUUUUAACUAUGGAAGGUAGAGGCAAUGUUGAUGGUGCACUAUUUCGGCAAUAUGUGGUGGUUUUUGCAAGUAAGUGGUGAUGUGAAAUUAUUAUUUUAGAGUACAUAUGGCGCUACUUUGCGAUAUAACGAUUAUAACUACGAUUGCAUGACAUGCGCCACAAAGUUUUCAUUUACCGCCAUUUGAUGUUCAGUUUUAGUUAGUUUGUAUCGUUUUUCAUUUCUUUUAAUUAGUUUGUAUAGAAAUACGUUGUUUUGUUGUUAAAAACUAUCUAUCAGCACCAAUUUAGUAUAAAAAUAGCGUACAAGAUACACGACGACGUAAAAACGAUGCUGCAAUCUGGUUGUAACAUACGGUUCUUGACCAUAUCAUAGAGACCUUAAAUAAAUGUCAUAUGUUAAGAAAAAGUGACCAAGGCCUCCAGUGCCCCAGGCUGGAAUCGAACCAGCAUCCUCUGAAAUCGCGGCAGGUGCUUAAGCCCUUCGGCUGAAGACUUUGCUUUCGAUUUCGACUGGAGGCCUUGGUCACUUUUUCUGAGUAUAUGACAUUUAUCCCAGUUUAUAAUUAAUGUAGUACUAUUUCUACUUGAAAUAAAAACAAAUUAAAAUAUUUUCUGAUAUAUAUUGAAUUUGUUCUAAUACUUCUAAUAGUAUAUCAUAGAAAGCUUAAUCGGUGCGUAGAUAAAACAGUGUAGGUAUACACUAUAAAUGUGGUUCUUGUGAAAUUUGGUACGCAGGUUCGAUGUAUAAUUUUUUUGUCUAUUUUUUUCCUAAUAACCAGCGGAGUCAUGGUCUUCCGCGAAUUCUACAUAACAGCUCACAGAGUUGUGAAAUUGGUCAAAAACGGGUUCUUGUGAAAUAGUCAAAGUUCUUUUAUCUCCUUAUAGGCUUAUACCACCGAUUAUCAGUACUGCCGCCGUAAAAUCGAGCUGAGAUAAUCGCCUAGAUAGUAAAGUGGAAAACCUCUUUAAAUGCAAAUCAACGUAGGUAACACGACUUAGCAGAUGUUACAUUUUCAAGAUUACAAUUAUUUAUACUCCUACGGUGCUCUAAGAACAACGACGUGUCUAUUUUGACCGUAUUAUUUGUAUGUUUUAUUCGGUCGAGUGUUAUAUUUGGGAAAUAAGUGUGGUUUAAGAUGUUUAAGUUGCUUGAUGGUGCACUAUUUCGGCAAUAUGUGGUGGUUUUUGCAAUAAAUCUGAACUUCCUCGGCUACGGUCUUGGCAUCAACUGGCCGUCUCCCGUAUUGGUGAAGCUGGCUGAUCCCACGGAAACCAUACUUCAAAGGCCUAUAAAUCAAACGGAAGCAUCUUGGAUUGUUUCUAUAUACUUUCUUCUAGGAGCAGCAGGCUACCUAGUGGCGUUCACUCUGGUAGACGUCAUAGGACGUAAGAAAUGCGUGCUCCUAUCCAGCGUCAUCAAGUUGGCGUCAUCUCUUCUGUUUCUCUUCGGGAACGAUGUGUGGAUGCUCAUGCUAGGCAGGGCCGUCAUUGGCACGGCGGAUGGCAUCAUACUGUGUGUUAUUCCGGUGUACGCUUCAGAAGUUGCCAGUAAAGAAGUCCGCGGAGCUCUUGGCACGCUGCUACAGAUCUUCUCCUCCGUUGGCACAGUUAUCAUACUGAGCGUUGGACCGUUCAUCUCCUACUUCGAACUGAAUCUCAUGCUAACGCUGUUCGUGUUGGCGACAAGCAUACCUACAAUUUUCUUACCUGAUAGCCCUAACUUCUUGUUUUCUAAAGGUAGACCCGAAGAGUCCAAAAACGUUCUUAUUUUCCUGCGAGGCUCUGAGCACAGAGCCGAAGAAGAAAUCAAAGAAUAUGCCGCAAACAAAAAUGACGAAAAAGUCAGUCUACGGAUAAUUUUCCGUAAUAAACUGUUCCAGAAAAGUCUUGCGAUGGCUGCAUUUAUUUUAAUCAUGGUCUUGCUGAUUGGAUAUAAUUCUGUAACGUCGUAUCUUCAAACGAUUUUAGAAGCUACACAGACGAAUAUAAAGUCGGAAGUGGGGUCAGGGAUUAUUGGGGCUAUUAAUGUCGUAGCCAGUUUUUCGACACUGAUGACUACAGAUAGGUUUGGAAGGAAGCCUAUUUUGGUGUCAACUUUAUUUGGAAUGAGUGUUGGCAUGGUCGGCCUUGGGACAUUUUUCCACCUAACAGCAUAUGAAACUAAUAUUUCUGGCUUCUUAAACCUCCUGCCACUCCUAUCACUACUGGUGGUAGUUUUCUGCUACAGUGCAGGCUUGGGCUCUCUCCUCUGGUUACUGAUAGCGGAGCUCUUCGACGACCGUUCCAGAGGCAUCGGUGUGGCUUCCACACUCCUCCUGGGAACCGUCCCAUCUUUCCUCACUGUCCGAUAUUUCACAGCUAUCAUAGACGCCAUUGGACCGGCGGCGACGUUCUGGACCUCAGCUGGGCUUUGCGUCACAUUAGCGUUGUUUGUGGCAUUUAAAUUGCCAGAGACUAAAGGAAAAAGCUUUACGGAAAUUCAACACGAGUUAGGGAAUAGAGAUAAACUAAAAACUAGUCGGAUUUGAUGAUUUAACCUUUUCGACGCCGUGUCAAACACAAUAACUGUCACUCGGACGCCACGUCACCGAACCGUCAUAAAACUUUGUGCAUAUACGCGUAGGUCUAUGUUGCUCUGUGGUCUGUAACUUACUAAUCCGUCUUCGGCGUUGGAUCUAUGGAAGGUAGAGGCAAGAUACAGAAUCUCUUUAAGCAGAACUGUUGCAAAAGUGUCCAGCUAUCAGCUAUUAAUAAUAGUUCCAAAUCUCUCCAGAGUAGCGGAGCAGCUAAGAACCUAGGGCGUUAUUGACGGAGUGAAGUGCGCUGUCUAUGAUUAGAUUUUUUUCUCAAGUAUUCUAGGUAUUGUAGCGCCACCUAUUUAUGGUUUUUUGUCGGACACUUUUUGGUAUAUGGAGAUUCUGUUCCUUGCCUCUACCUUCCAUAGUUGGAUCUACGGUGCGGAUAUAUCCGUCAUUGGCGUCAUAAAGAAACUUGACAGAGGAAAAGCUAUCCAGUAUAGUACGGUAACGGACUUUAAUUGAUGAGCCAUUUAGGGUUCAAGCUUAUUAGGUUGUAAAUACUAACCUCCUUAUUCAUAAACGUCUACUAAAGUUGACGUAUUGGUAUGAUGAAAGGGACACACGAUUAUUAGCGGCUUGUCAACUUUAGUAGACGUCUAUGAAUAAGGGGGUAACAGUAUGAAAUGUCCAAUGUAAAGUAAACACUAAAAUAGCUCAACAAUUUAAGUCCGUAACAGAUUUUAAUGAUUCACGGUUAGUUUCACUAGACUUAAAUCGACCGGGAUAUGAACGGGAUAAAAGGUAAUCACCAGUAGGGCUAAGAUGGUCGGCCCUUCAUCAUUUGUCACCAUGCCUGUCAAGUUCUAACAAGUAUGUAAGCGCGAAAGUGACGCGCAUAGUGACAAGUGAUAAAAAUGGAACCAUGAUGCUACCGGUGGGCCCGUACUUUUCAUGCCGUUGACGCAAAAAUUACGUAAUUUAACAUACAGGGAGUUGUUUUACAACACUACAAAUUAAGAUAACUUACUUAUUGACGGGUAUCAAAAUAAAUACUUGUU
Molecule: messenger RNA, 4262 nt
Organism: Cydia pomonella (codling moth)
Lineage: Eukaryota; Metazoa; Arthropoda; Insecta; Lepidoptera; Tortricidae
Product: facilitated trehalose transporter Tret1-like
Exons: 7
Coding region: 1822-3213 (463 amino acids)
Biological process (GO): transmembrane transport
Cellular component (GO): membrane
Molecular function (GO): transmembrane transporter activity
Source: RefSeq, a predicted model, not a curated record